UCGAAAGCCAGGCAAGACAUCGCGGCGCACCAACCACGGCCCCCUCCUCACCUCCCCAGAUGGCCGACGCCUCUUCAGGCGGCGGCCGCGGCCGCGGCGCACCUCGUCCAUCGACCGCCGCCAACCUUACGCCGUCGACGUCGGCUCCCUCGUCCCUCGACGGUGGCCUCCUCCUCCGUCUCCUCCAAAACCCUCCCCCGCGCCCGAACCAACAACAAACCCCCGUCCAGCCCCUCCCCGAGCAGCACAACUUCGUGGACCCCGCCGUCGCCGCCGUCGGGUCUCUGUUCCCAUACCCGCCGCAGGUUCACGGCCGAGGCUUCGCGUGGCCCUCCUCCUCCGCCGCCACCCAACCGCAGCUCCGGUUCCCCGAUCCCCGCUUCGCGCAGCCGUCGGAUCCCUACGCCGAGCGUGGAGGCGCUGGCCUCGGAUCCGUGGAUGGGGUCGCGAGGAGCAGGGGGGAGAAGCCAAGGACCGGGGCGCCGCCACCUGGGUUCGGCAAGGCGUCACCUCCUGGGUUCGGCAACGCGUCGCAUCCUCGUGAGGUGCAGGAUGUGUUUGGUGGAAUGCAACAGAACAUGGAGCAGGGAAGGGAGUCGAACCAUCAACAUCCGAAGGGUUUCGGUAGAGCACAGAAUAAUGAACAUCAGAUGAUGCCCCCUUUUGCAGGAGGCCAGGGCGUACUCGGCAGAUUGCCCCACGGGGAGCACCAUACACCUCCAAUCACAGUUGGCCGUGGAACAGCUUCUGGAAUGCUGUACAUGGAGCAGCAGCAGGAUCGCAUAUUGUCAAGGACGCCUCCUGAUGCAAAUGCCCAUGGCAUUGUUGGCAGGAUGCCGCAUGGAGAGCAUCAUAUGCCUCAAUUUGCUGGUGGCAGGUUGCUCCCUGGAGAUCAUCAUAGCCAUCCAUCCACAGGUGGCAGGAUACCGCACCAAGGUCAGCGGCAGCAACAGCCUGGCUUGGCAAACAUGUCACAACAUGAGCCGAGGUGGCAGGGUCAUGGCUCACAGAAGCUGCCCAAUGCGAAUGUGUGUGAGAUGAAAGUGAAAGAAAAACACCAGGUGAUAGUACCUGCUAGCACUUCAGUUGGCGUAGAUGUAAGGGAGGAUAGAGGUAAGAAGAUGCUGGCAGAAACAAAUGGUUUGGAGGUUGAUGGAGUCGGGGAAGUAGGUUAUGAACAUGGAAUGCAUGGACGGGUUGUAGUGGAGGGCAGCAAUUUUGAAGUACCGUAUCAUAAGGGUGAGGUUAGAUUUGCUGGGAAGACUGAACAAGACGAUGAAAGCAAGGAGGAAGAUGCUAUAAUUGAGCAGUUCAUGGACACUGUGGUGAUUGAGGGAAAUGGUGAGGCCAAUAACGUGGUGGUGCAAAGUAGUGGCUCAAGGAGUAAGGACUUCAGAUCAGACUUCUCUAGAGGGCAUCAUGUGUCAAGCCAACGUGUAAGAUUUCAGAGGAGAAUCAGGGCAUGUCGGUAUGACAUAGAUCAAUUUUCACCUAGUUUCUUGUCAAUCUUUGAAUCAUUGGUGCCAUCAGAAGAAGAAAUUGCAAAGCAGAACCAGUUGCUGAUAGCUCUGAGCAGACUAAUAACCAUGGAAUGGCCGAAUUCAAAACUUUACCUCUAUGGAUCGUGUGCUAAUUCGUUCGGUUUCUCCAAUAGUGAUAUUGAUCUUUGUCUCUCUAUUGAUAACAAUGAAAUGAGCAAGGUUGAUAUUAUACUGAAAUUGGCAGAUAUCCUCCAAGCUGGUAAUCUCCAGAAUAUCCAGGCAUUAACUCGAGCAAGGGUUCCAAUAGUGAAGCUUAUGGAUCCGGAUACAGGGCUUUCCUGUGAUAUAUGUGUCAAUAAUCUUUUAGCAGUUGUUAACACAAAACUUCUAAGAGAUUAUGCGCAAAUAGAUCGAAGGUUACGGCAAUUGGCUUUCAUUGUGAAGCAUUGGGCGAAAUCUCGCCGUGUAAAUGAAACAUACCAAGGAACACUUUCUAGUUAUGCCUAUGUGAUAAUGUGCAUCCACCUCUUACAGCUGCGAAGAAUACUCCCAUGCCUACAGGAAAUGGAGGCGACUUGUUAUGUCACUGUGGAUGAUAAUCAUUGCGCUUACUUUGACCAAGUGGACAAGCUAAAUAACUAUGGCGCUCACAAUAAGGAGACUAUCUCAAGUCUGCUUUGGGCCUUUUUCCAUUACUGGGCCUACCAGCAUGAUUACACAAAAGAUGUCAUAUCAAUUCGUACUGGAAGGAUCAUUAGUAAGCACAUGAAGGAUUGGACAAGACGGGUUGGAAACGACAGGCAUCUCAUUUGCAUUGAGGACCCAUUUGAGACAUCCCAUGAUCUUGGUCGUGUUGUGGACAAGUUCAGCAUCAAGAUUCUCCGAGAGGAAUUCGAGCGAGCUGCCAAUAUAUUGCAGUAUGAUCCGAAUCCUAGUGUGACACUCUUUGAGCCAUAUGUGCCCCCUCCUCCGUCAACAAGCAUGGAACGGGAGGGGACGGCAAGCACCGCAGGAGUUGUACUCUGAUGAUAACACAUAUCGUAGUUAGACGUGCUGUAUCAAGGAGCCCUCUUGUUAUACAGGAUUUUCCAGUGGCUCGCCUCAUAUGUGCAUAUCUGUACAAUAGGUGCAUAGUUGUGAAAUAUCUAGAUGCCGGCGGCAGUAUGCAGCUGCUAUGUAAGGGUAUGCCAGGGAAUUUAUUUUUAUCAAAUCUAGAGUCCUGCAGAAGGCGAUGUCAGGAUCAGACUAUACUGCCCAUUCUUGAUUGCAGUUCAGCUAUGAUUAGAGGCUUGCGCGAGAUGGUAGAACAUAAUAUUUAUCGUUGUGUAGGACACCAAGGCAUGAAUACAUCAUCAUCAUUUUAUUCGAGGGAUAGUCCUGGCCUGACAAUUUUGCUA
This is a messenger RNA of Brachypodium distachyon (stiff brome), 2878 nucleotides long. Its product is annotated as UTP:RNA uridylyltransferase 1. NCBI's taxonomy places the organism in Eukaryota, Viridiplantae, Streptophyta, Magnoliopsida, Poales, Poaceae. The record is from RefSeq and is a predicted model, not a curated record. The transcript is spliced from 6 exons. Bases 60 to 2507 code for a protein of 815 amino acids. Gene Ontology annotation, molecular function: RNA uridylyltransferase activity.